GCCAAGAAGAUCAAAGACAACCCUUCUAUGCAGGACAAGUCUGCUCCUCUGAAGGAAGAGGUUGUCAGGAAGAAUGCCAUCAGCGUUGUCUUACAAAGAGGGGGGAUGUGUCAGAUAAAGCUGAGGUGUUGGGGGAGUACAUACUACAGUUUGGGAAGUACAGAGGCAAGUCCUUCAGGUGGCUGCUGGAAAAUGAUGUUGGAUACACUAUGUACCUCAUCAAAAAUUUGGAAAAAGAAAAAGAGGCAGGCCAUUUCAGUACAGAGGGGAGCAGCAAAAUCAGUUUGCAGUCCUUUUUGGAAUAUGCCAUGAGCUUCAAAGAUAUUGAGGAGCUUUCAAAGUUUGAGUCUCACAAAACGAAUUCUCCUGCUGUGACCUCAGAUUGUGACACUCUGGUUGGCUUUGGUAAUCGGGCCAAAAGUACAUGGGGAGAAAUAUGGGAGAGCAGAGCUGCUGGGUACGCUUUCUUCAUUAUGUCAAGGAAAUGUGGUACAGGUUCAAAAAUGCACAAACUGCAGCAGUACCUGCUAAUGAAAAAAGAGUCAUUGCCAUCAACCGUUACAUCACCAGCCUCUACUGCAACUCCUUACUCCCAAGAUUCACCAGCAUCAGCAGCUGUAGGAGCACCAUCUGUGUCUACUGGCAGAGGACAUGUUCAUGACAACAUGUCCAUCAAAACCUCCGUCUCCAUGAGGCACCAACACACCCUGCACGUCAGCCUGGGCCGCCAGCACCAACACGCCCUGCAUCUCAGCCUGUGCCACCAGCAUCAACACGCCCUGCAUCUCAGCCUGUGCCACCAGCAUCAACACGCCCUGCAUCUCAGCCUGUGCCACCAGCAUCAACACGCCCUGCAUCUCAGCCUGUGCCACCAGCAUCAACACGCCCUGCAUCUCAGCCUGUGCCGCCAGCAUCAACACGCCCUGGAUUUCCACCCUCACUUCCACUGCCCAGAUAUGACCAAGAAAUGAUUCACUGGAACUGCUCUCAACAGCAAAAGGUAUGGAUGAAGAUGGAGCUGGAAGCCAUGGGACUGUGGCCGGGAAGUCCACCUGUGAGGCACCUUACUAACUCUGUCUCUUUGUGGCGUCUACCACCUCAGCCUGAGCUCAUUGAGACUGCCUGUGGGCUUCCAUCCCCCAAAUAUUUCCAGCUACAUCCAUUCUUCAUCUGGAAACCA
Molecule: messenger RNA, 1180 nt
Organism: Coregonus clupeaformis (lake whitefish)
Lineage: Eukaryota; Metazoa; Chordata; Actinopteri; Salmoniformes; Salmonidae
Product: histidine-rich glycoprotein-like
Exons: 4
Coding region: 210-971 (253 amino acids)
Source: RefSeq, a predicted model, not a curated record